Messenger RNA from Phyllopteryx taeniolatus (common seadragon), 4732 nucleotides. RefSeq names its product calcium-binding protein 8-like. The record is from RefSeq and is a predicted model, not a curated record. The transcript has 6 exons. Lineage: Eukaryota; Metazoa; Chordata; Actinopteri; Syngnathiformes; Syngnathidae. Gene Ontology annotation, molecular function: calcium ion binding. Bases 3241 to 3897 code for a protein of 218 amino acids.
GAGGCUUGCUCGUGAGGGGGAAGAGAAAGAAGGAGAGCUCGAGGUCGGGAGAAUCAGAAGAUGGGGGGAGGAGUUGCAAGGGGCGAUGAUGACGACGGAAGUCAAUAGUGAGGAAGAAUGGAUUGCCGUAAAUAGGAGAGCAAACGUGAGGUCUCGUCCUUGACACCUGAGCGGAUCUUUUUUAUUAUUGGCAGAAUAUUGCAUCGCGCCCUAACCCGAAUCUUCUCGUGCAAUUCUGUUGCCGUGGAGACUAAAGUAUAUGGAAGUAUUUGUGUCCCGAGGAGAUGGAGCUGCCUGGUCCACGGGGUCACCGGAGGGUCAAAUGGUGAAAGAAGUCGUCCAAAAUAAAUAUCGACAACAAAAACCAAUCACACGGUCGGCAGAAGGAAGACUAAAGUUGUGAAUAUUAAAUGAGCGUUUGAUGCGUUUGCCGCAAUUGCUGAAUUGGUGAACUUUUCACCUCUUGAAGCAACACAACGUGUGUCGAGCUCGAGCGAGGAUAAGCGCGAUAGGAAGCGGACGGACGGAUUGUAAUCCUGUUAGCUGGCAAGCAGCGUCGAUUGUCUUCUCACCAGACAAAAGUCAACUUUGAAUUCAAACUCAUGAGCUGUGCGUGCGCUGCUUUCAUCUCGGAUCGUUUCAAUUCACUUCUGGCUUUGUUUCUUUUUUUUUUCCCAGUUUGUGCUUGUGUUACUUUCAUUUUUUUGAAUUAAAAUUGUUAUACAGUGGAACCUCGAUUUACCGACCCUGCUCGGAAGUAACGGACCGUCUGGACGGUACGUGUGUCGAAAAAUAGUUUCCAGUUGUCACUUAAAUCGGCAUUGACAAAGUCUGUUAGUUCCGGAAUUGGCCACUGUUGUUUACUGACCCGUUUUCUGCGGCCGCUCCGGUUUCCUCCCGCAUCCCAAAAGCAUGCGUGCUAGGUUCAUUGAAGACUCUAAAUUGCCCGUAGGUGUGAAUGAGAGUGCGAAUGGUUGUUUGUUUAUAUGCGCCCUGCGAUUGGCUGGCAACCAGUUCAGGGUGAUAGCUGGGAUGGGCUCCAGCGCUCCCGCGACCCUUGCGAAUGGAUGCAAGGACGGAUGUUUACUGACCAGACUGGCUGACCCUAACCAACGGACGUGGCUAUGUGGCGGCCAUGUUGAAUGUGGUGACAUUCCAUCAAAGGCAACGCAUUGACAGUUGGUGGCCAUGUUGAAUGUGGCAACAUUUCCGGGGCGUGCGUUGACGUGGCGGCCGUGAUGGCAGGAGUUCUAUCUAUUGUCGCGUAGAGCUCUGCGCAGAGAGAGCAGCAUGACGGCGGUGUUAACUUUAAGAGGAAUGGGACAAACAAGUCUCUGGAGUCUGGAACCUGCUGUUUUUGCUACAAUAUUUUAGUCUGUCAAGCCGUUUGUCUAUGGAAACAGAUUUGGAAAUGGGAAGCACACUAAUUCCUCACGGCUGAUGAAAGCGACCCUCCUCGACUCACUUACGACUGUGUCAACAAUGUCACCAUCAAGCACACCACAUUCAUCUUUCCUUCGAUUGCAAGCGGUCUCCCUGUCCCUGCAGCAGCAAAACACCCCCACGGCGUGAUGCUGCCACCACCACCGCGCUUCACUGUUGGGACUGUAUUGGACAGGUGAUGAGCAGUGCCUGGUUUUCUACACACAUGCCACUUAGAAUUAAGGCCAGAAAGUUCCAUCUUGGUCUCAUCAGACCAGAGAGUCUUGUUUCUCACCAUCUUGGAGUCCUUCAGGUGUUUUUUAGCGAACUCCAUGCGGGCUUUCAUGUGUCUCGCACUGAGCAGAGGCUUCCGUCGGGCCACUCUGCCAUGAAGCCCCGACUGGUGGAGGGCUGCAGUGAUGGUUGACUUUCUAGUACUUUCUCCCCCAUCUCCCGCCUGCAUCUCUGGAGCUCAGACACAGUGAUCUGUGGGUUCUUCUUUAGCUCUCUGACCAAGGCUCUUCUCCCCCGACGGCUCAGUUUGGCCGGACGGCCGGCCAGCUCUAGGAAGGGUUCUGGUCGUCCCGAACGUCUUCCAUUUAAGGAUUCUGGAGGCCACUGUGCUCUUAGGAACCUUAAGUGCGGCAGAACUUUUAUGUAACCUUGGCCAGAUCUGUGCCUUGCCACAAUUCUGUCUCAGAGCUCUUCAGGCAGUUCCUUUGACCUCCUGAUUCUCAUUUGCUCUGACAUGCACUGUGAGCUGUAAGGUCUUAUGCAGACAGGGGUGUGGCUUUCCUCAUCAAGUCCAAUCAGUGUAAUCAAACACAGCUGGACUCCAACGAAAGUGUGGAACCAUAUCAUGGAUGAUCAGCACCCGAGUUCCAUAUAGGAGUGGCACAGCAAAGGGUCUGAAGACUUAUGGCUGUUUGAUAUUUCAGUUUUUCUUUUUUUAAUAAAUCUGCCAAAAUGAGCUUUUUUUUUCUGUCAAUAUGGAGUGCCGUGUGUACAUUAAAGAGGGCCGUCCUGUCAAGAUGAUUGCGAGAGCACAGCGCGGAAUGCUCAAUGAGGUCAAAAAGAACCCGAGAGUGUCAAACAUAUCAUUUCUUGUGUGGUAUUAGUUUAAGCAGUCUAUGUUUAUCCUUAUUUAGAUAAACGAUCAGACUGCAUUUCAUGACCAAUUUAUGCAGAAAAGUAAGAAAUUCCACAGGGUUCACAUACUUUUUGCUCCCACUGUAAAUUCUUCUGGUGGGACGGUGGGUAGCACAUCUGCCUCACAGUUCUGAGGACCCAAGUUCAAAUCCGGCCUCUCCUCUGUGGCGUUUGCAUGUUCUCCCCGUGCCUGCGUGGCUUUUCUCCGGGUACGCCGGUUUCCUUCUUCUUGCGUGGUAGGUUCAUUGAAGACUCUAAAUUGCCCGUCGCUGUGCCCUGCCAUUGGCUGACGACCAAUUCAGGGUGUACCUCGCCUCUCGCCCAGAGUUAGCUGGGAUUGGCUCCAGCACGCCCGCGACCCUAGUGAGGAGAAGCGGGACGGGAAAGGAAUGAACGUCAAUUCUUCUGCUACGUUGGGGGAAAAAAAAAAAAAAAAAAAGAAAACACAAAAAGCUGUGAGAUUUUUGAAAUGUACUUUACUGCCACCUAGAGUCCUGGAGAGGAACAUCGCAGCAUUUCUUUAAAUACGCUCAUCGCUAGCAGGAAGGGAUGUUGAGGCCGGCCGACACGGGGUUUGCGUCAAGCACGCGUGAGGAUGAGGAGGAGGAGGAUGAAGAAGAAGAAAGGAGCCACAGGAUGACACCAGCUGGAACCUCAUGAAGGAGGAAGAUGCCAUUCCAUCACGUGCGUGCGGGCCUCCUCUAUCCCGACAACUACCUGAGUGGCUCGCUAGCUGAAGGCACAGAAACUUUCAAGCUCACCAGCAUCUCCGCCGAAGAGCUCGGAGAGAUCCGCGAGGCCUUUCGUGUGUUGGACCGCGACGGGAACGGUUUCAUCUCCAAGCAGGAGCUGGGAAUGGCCAUGCGCUCGCUGGGGUACAUGCCCAGCGAGGUGGAGUUGGCCAUCAUCAUGCAGAGGCUGGACAUGGACGGAGAUGGGCAGGUAGACUUUGAGGAGUUCAUGACGAUACUUGGGCCAAAGCUGCUGUCGUCGGAAAACAGAGAAGGUUUCCUCGGCAACACCAUUGACAACAUCUUCUGGCAGUUCGACAUGCAGCAGCCGUCUCUGGAUGAGCUGAAGCAGGUUUUGUUCCACGCCUUCCGCGAGCACCUGAGCAUGAAGGACAUCGAGAACAUCAUCAUCACGGAGGAGGAGAGCCUCGACGAGACCUCGGGAAGCUGUCCUGAGUACGAGGGAGUGCAUCCCAAGAAGAAGAACCGGCAGACGUGCGUGCGGAAAAGUCUCAUCUGCGCCUUCGCCAUGGCCUUCAUCAUCAGCGUCAUGCUCAUCGCGGCCAAUCAGAUGCUGCGAAAUGGCAUGGAGUAAAAACAUGGCAAUGUGGCCGCCGGGAGUGGAUGUCGGCGGGACGCCCGUGGAAAGACCCGGACGGAUCCCAGCACAUCAGUGAAUUCACUUUUUCUCUCUUUUUCGCUCAGGAGCAGAACGAUGUCUGAGGACUCACGUGUUUGUGUUGCUUUCAAGAUGUCACAAUUCUACACAAACUGGACAAUGAUUAGCUUUUCAUAAACAAACGAAAAUAGGCAUACUUUGAUUUGGAUGUUUUCCAGACAGAGACCACCCUUUCAACUUUAUUUUAUAUUUACUGCUAAAAAAAAAAAACUUCAACAGGUGCUUGGAGCCAUUCCUCAUCUCAGUUCUUCUUCUUCUUCGCAACCACCCACGAACCUCUCGUCAUCACAUGUUGCCACAUUGAAAUGUUCCUCCUAUCUGACAUGUUGACAUGUUCAUGCCAUGUUUUCGUGUUCUCCAAGCGUGUGCAAGCACCGUGCUCGCGCACACUUUACAGAUGGGCGCGCAACCAGCCUGAGCGUCAUGUGAACAUCGCGUGCGUGCGUGCGUGCGUGCGUGCGUGCGUGCGUGCGUGCGUGUGUAUAGGCAGUGUCUGCGUCAGGGGGGCUGUCAAGGCUACUCUUGUCUUCGUCUUCGUUUUCUUUUUCUACGCCCCACAUCGCGUCACUUGUGUCCGUAGCGCCCCUAGUGGUUGGGUGAGACACCUCGUCCGUCUGUAUGCUGGAUGGCAGAUGAGGAGGCGGCUAGCAAGACAAAUCGCUGUACGCUUUGAAGCCUUUCAAACUGGCUAGUUUAGCUUGCUAGCCGCUAACAACGAUAGCGAAGCACUCAGAAUCAGAAUCAGAAUCAU